Drosophila rhopaloa is the source of this 5675-nucleotide messenger RNA. RefSeq lists its product as uncharacterized. The record is from RefSeq and is a predicted model, not a curated record. The transcript is spliced from 4 exons. NCBI's taxonomy places the organism in Eukaryota, Metazoa, Arthropoda, Insecta, Diptera, Drosophilidae. Gene Ontology annotation, biological process: regulation of cell differentiation. The coding region runs from base 19 to 1020 and encodes 333 amino acids. Gene Ontology annotation, cellular component: membrane.
CAACCAAGCCCAGCCAAGAUGUUCUCCAUGUGCACCAAGGUGAAAUCGCGGAGUGCGGACGCGGAUGCCUCGUUCAUGCACCAGUCGCAGCAGAUGCAGCAGCUGCAGCUGCAACAGCCCCAGGCGAUGGGAACUGGCGGCAAACAAAUCAAGGGUGGCUAUCUGCUGCGCUACAAAAAGCAAAUGUUCUGGAACCGCUGGGCGGAGGAGUGGGUGGUGCUGUACGACGACUCGACCAUGGCCUGGUUCACAGAGCCAGGGCGCUCCUCGCCGACGGGCAAGAUCCUGGUCAAGGAGGCGCCCGAGAUGCUGGCCAUCGCCCACUGGACCGGCCAGAUCCCACGUCGUCCGCCGCUGCCCGCGGGCGUGAAUGUGUCCCAGCUGAUUGCCCUCGGAUCGCAGCGCAAGCGGUCGAAGGUCUACUGGAUGCUGGCCAAGUCGGAGCAGGAGGUGAGCGACUGGAUCGAUGCGAUUACCAAGACCCUGCCUCCGCCGCCCCAAAUCGAGCUGGUGGUGGACAAGCCGCAUCUGAUGAACGUGCUCCGACGUCCUCUGGUGCGCAUUAGACCUGCCACCCAGUCGGAGGUGAAGCAGCGCAAGGCAGCGUCCCACGGAGCCAGCAGCAGUAAGCACCACCGCUGCUCCUCGGCGAUGACCACGAAGCUGUACAGGCAGACCCAGGAUCCGCUGGUGAAGAGCGACGCGGCGGUGGCCAUUCUCAGCAAGAAGCCGGACUCGAAGGCCUCGCUGGCCUGUGCCCUGCCCUGGGGCCACGGCUGGGGAUGGGCCACGCUGCCCAACGGGGUGUGGAGCGGGGGACUCACCUGGUCGCAGUGCGAGGACACCUUCACCCUGCACGCCCUGCCCACCACCCACUGCACCAACCUGAUCGACACCUCCUGCAGCGGGGCGGUCUACCACACGGACAUCGGCGGCUUCGACUUUCACUCCUCGGGCGUGGACGACAUUGGGGGCGAGGACUUCGACUACGCCAUGGACUGCGGCGACUUCAUAUUCUAAGCUCGAAACCCUCCAGCACACAUUCAACCAGCCACCCACCCGCGGGCAGGACUCAUUCGUCCUUGUCCCGCUGAUUUGGUCUUCGAUUGGAAGGAGCUGAGCAACUGGUAGUCGCUUGGGUAGUAUUUAAUAUUUAACCGUGCUUUCGUUAACCUCUGAGUGUUAGGUGUUGCUAAAAGGGAAAGGGAACUUCCUAGCGUUGCGUAUACGCCCCAUUGUCCUUGUCCCAUUCCGGUUCACAAUCCCGCUGUACCCAUUAGCGUGUUUAACUUCGUGUAUUGCCCUAAUUGCAUUAAGAAGUUCAACUGCCAAUACAUACAAAAUACGCGCGAGUGUUUUCCCAUUUCCCUCAGUGUGCUAAAAUAUAUAUAUACACAUACCUGCGGCCAAUCAAAUAGUUGUGACAUCUUGCAACAUUGUACGAUGUGAGUUCUGCAAAUGAUUACCUUUUUAAGCAAGCUUGCUGUCUAUAAAGUUGACGAGCACAUAACGAAGAAAUGUCUGAAGAGAAUUCCGGAAAUUAAAAGUCAAGUUUGCUCUAAAAGUUUAAAUUUUAUAUGAUGAAAUUGUGAGUUAAAAAAUACCAGUCAGUUACGGGGAUACUUAAAGACACUUUUUCAAAUAUUUAUGUGAGAAAAUCGGAUUUCAAAUAUUACGAAACUAAACAACAUAAAGGGUGCCCGAUACCAGAUGUACCUUUUUUGAAAACAAAAUUGACUGCAACGAUGUUUUAAAAUUUGUACAAAAAGUUAUUUUGAUGCCACAACUAUUGUGACCGCCGCUGUAGUUGCCUUUCAACUAUCUGGCAGAUACACGUGUGUCUAUUUAUCCACCAAUAUAUGUAUAUAUGUUAAGCCGCACACUCGCCAACCUCCAACCCACAACCCACCCACCACAGCACCCCCAAACCGCAUUCAGCCAUCGCAGUCGCAGUUGCAACCACAAGCAUUUGAAAUGCGAAAAUAUUUUUGCAUCGCGCAUAUAAGUAGGCUACAACAUAUUUUUGCACUCGACAAGCGAACAAAUUACAAUAAAUAACGCAGACGAGACGAAACGACAUAUAAAAUUAAAAACGAGAAAAACAACCGCAAGAGAUUGAAAUACUUUUGUGUAUUUUGAGACUUUUGAAAUUUAUAUUGAUGCAAUUUGUAAUGGAAACACUUUCCAAAUUGUUUUGCCAUGAUUUUCUAGAAUUUUUGAAAUCGAUAGUAUUUAACCGCAAACCCAAAGCCCGAAAAACCCCGAAACCCAAGCGUCCCCCCGCAAAAACCCAUUUUUGUGUGCAAAUUUUUGAAACAUUUAUACAGAUACAGCGCGCUUAAAUUAAGCAAGUCGAAAAAUCGAUACAAGUUUAAUAUAAUUGUGUAAAGGCAAAAACAAAUGCGGAAAAUCCAACGCAGAAUUUUAAAGUGGAGCAUAGCAAUUUUUAUAUAGCAUGUUAAACAGAAAUGACAGUAAACAGGACAACCAGGUAAAUAACAAGUAAUUAAAAGAGGUAAAAACGAACUCUAGUCGUAAUAAAACGCAUUCACCCGCAACACACACACACAGCCCACACACAACCACAACCACAACCCCUAGUGUUAGUGUUAGCACUUAAGGCAUGGCAUCCAAAUGUCAGUUUAGUUUACGAAACUAACUCACUCAGAUCGACAUACCCACCCGUACUGAUGUAAAGUUUAUAAAACAAAAAAAUCAAGCGAAACCACAAAAAACAAGUUAGCAACCCAGGAAAAAUCACAGAGUAUAAAGCCAAAGACGUGUAUACACAUGUACGAGUAAUUAGCAGUUAAGAACACAUUCGAAAUCACAGGCAUUGCAUGGCAGAACCGAAUGAAAGGUAACACUGCUCACAUUCAUCCCACAUCGAUUCGAUUUUGAAUUUGAUUUUGAGGAACUUUCGCCACAAUAUGUGAGGAAGGGAAACGCCGCUACGGACACCUUGAGAAAACUGUAACUGUAACUGUAACUGUAACUGUACGAUUAGGCAUAUAUAGUAACUAGGCUAAGUCGGAGCGCCCGUUUAGUUAUAUAUUACGAUAUGUACGAUAAAUGUAUGAACCGUAAGAUUGUGCAGGUUUUCAAAAUGUUGCAUGCCGCGAAUAUGCAUAGAGCUAGAAUAUAGAAUCGCGAAAUAUUAUGUAAAAUACGGGUAACAGGACUCACCAAGUCCCUACGCAUCUGUUGCAUGUCCUUGUACGCGCGUGUAUACUUAUAUAUUACUAUACUUAUGUACAACAAUAACCAAGAGCAAAGCUACACGAAUCGAAACCCUUAAACCUGAGCCCGCAGCCUUAGCUAUCACACCCCAACACCCACCACUCGCUACCAGCCCCAUAUGUAAUACCCAUAGCCACUAUAUAGUCGGGAGCAUUAGCAGGAGCAUUAGCAGGAGCAGGAGCUAGUCGGGCAACGCGGAAACACAUACAUACUCGUAUAGAACCCGCCACGUAACGUAAUUGAAAUGUAGACUAAAAGACUUAAGCAAUUGUCGUUUAGACGUUAAAUUAGAGCGCAUUGAAUGUUGGCUUUUAGUUCUAGACACAGAGCGAUGUGCGGAGCGAUGUUUAGGAACAUAUUUAAGGAUAUCCUCACCACAAUGUUUUAGUCUGAAGCCUAGCCCGAAUAAAUCGAAAUCGAAAUCGAAAUUUGUUAGCGAGCGAGUAUAAAAUCGAGUCGAAAAUGCGAAAACCAAACUAAAAACCUAAUGAAAAACGAAAAUAAACGUAAAAGUAAAAUCAACCUUGGACAAUCACGCAUACGCAUGUAGGAAAACAGGAUUAAAUAAUGUAUGUAAAUUGUUUAAGCCUUGGGUCGGCAGCAACAAAGGACCGGCGAUAGCUUGUGUGGCAUAGUCUUAGCACGUCCAGCACGGGGUCCUUGUGGGCUCCGUGAACUCAACUAAUCUAAACAAAUGGAAACAAAACACACACGAUGCGAUUCGAUUGAGGGCUCGAGUUGGGCCAAGCUUCAAUUAAGUGUCAAUCCCCCACGCUAUUCAGUUGAACCGAGAAGUAUUUUUGUAAACUUUAUUAAGAACACCGAAAUCGCUAACGAAACCGAAACUAAAUACAAAUACAAAUACAAAGAGAAAAAGAAAAAUGAAAAUGAAAAACAAAAACAUGAACAUUGAUGUUUUAAAACCGAAAUAAGCAAAUGUAAAACAAAAGUAUACUUUAGAGGCAAAUUUUUGUAGUAUAAUUGUACACUUAAACUGCAUUUCCGAUGUUAGCUGAACAACCAUAUAUAGUGUAUACAGACACCCACUUAUAAGUGUAUAGCGAGCGCGAAUCGAGCGAGAUACUCGCACACCCGUUUUUAUUGUGCUGCGCAUUUUCAGCGGGCGGCUGAACUGUGAAUAGUACCUUAGGUAGCGUGGCAUCGCGUGUAAGCCGCAUUUGAUGUAACCAAAUUAUGAAAUUGUAGAACCAGCGACCGAGCGGAAAUCGGUGGCAGGUCGUUGUGAAAUGAUCCGUGAGAGGGGCAGCCCAAGGGAGCGGGCGACGAGUAACCGGAAGCGGAAGCAGGCUUCCAUCCGGCCAUCUUGGCAGGCGUUGCGUAUACGCCCCGGCGGUCCCAGCUGCAACUCACAUUAGGCUAGUAAGUUCGCGUUGUUUGUUAUCAGUGUCGUUGAUGUUGAUGUUGAAAUUGCCGUGUCAUUGUUAAACGUAUUCAAGUUGUAAUCCGACGGCGUUCGGAAUUAGCUGUUUUUGGGAACCAGAGAGCGCAGGAAGCGGUUAAGCAGUUAAGCAGUUUAGCAGGGCGGCACUCAUCGACCCACGCAGAAGAUUAUACAAAUUAUACAAGCUAGCAUAUAUACAUUACAUAGGUGUGCAUAGUACCCGUACCCACGUAUAUACAUUGGUGUGAAAAUCCUCAGACGAGGCUUAGAACUCGAACCAACCCCAAAUGUCAAGAAGUUUUAAUCCACUAGCCGAUUCGGGCCUUCCGAAUCCGGCGCGCAGCCUUGCCAAAGACUCUUCCAAAUCCCUCGAGUUUCCCCCCGAACAGUAAUUAGCGAAGUAACUACGUAAUUCUAUAGAUGUGUAUGUGUCUAUAAAUAUAUUUUGUAGACGUUCACUCGCCAGACGCCGCCAAGUUGGAGGAAAUUAAAAAUCUAGAGCCAACCCAGGAAGCCAUCGGCCAGAAACCCAAAGAUCUUUUCGUGUGGCAGGCUCAGGUUCAACCAACUCAAGCCGAGAGCCCAGAGCCAAGAGCCAAGAGCAAGUGCUGCCACUCUCCUGGCCAACUUAACAAGUUAAGAGAGGAGCCGAGUACGCUCUCAAAUGGUUUCAAAACCGCAGCCCAAAACAAGCGAACAAUGUACGAAUAAUUAUUAUGAAAACGAUGAGCAAAUGGACGCUAAGCGAAUAGCAAAGAAGUCAUCAAAUGAAUCAGCCAACGAGCAACUAGCAAAGCUCAAAUGCCCUACUCAAAUAUAAUUUGGCUCUCGCUAAAUUAAAUUGUACUCCAAAUGAAAAAAAAUCUUUUCUGCUCAAAUUUUGCUUUUUUGAGAACCAAAAUCAUAUGAAAAUAGUUCAUUUAUUUACUGAAAGGGUACAAUCUGUUAGUGUAUUAACUAGUGAUAUCCCAUAAAUAAUUCAUCGCAAAAUAAUAAAAUAUAUUAUUUAUAUUUGUUAGAGAUAAAUAUUAUU